UGUCUCCCUGUCCCUACCGCAGGCCCCUGGCCCAAACAUGGCCCGCCGCUCCCAGAGUUCCUCUCAGGGGGACAACCCACUGGCCCCCGGGUACCUGCCUCCUCACUACAAAGAGUACUACCGCCUGGCGGUGGAUGCGCUGGCUGAGGGUGGCCAGGAGGCCUAUAACCGCUUUCUGGCAACCGAGGGGGCCCCCGCCUUCCUGUGCCCUGAAGAGUUGGAGCACGUGAGCCGCCACCUGCGGCCCCCGCAGCAUGCUGCCCGCGAGCCCCCCGAGGGCAGCCCACCCGACGUGGACAUGGACGGCUCCUCAGGCACCUACUGGCCCAUGAACUCAGACCAGGCCGUGCCUGAGCUUGACCUGGGCUGGCCCCUGACCUUCGGCUUCCAGGGCACUGAGGUCACCACCCUAGUACAGCCACCGCCACCUGACAGCCCCAGUAUCAAGGAUGAGGCACGCAGAAUAAUCCGCUCUGCCCAGCAGGUGGUGGCCGUGGUGAUGGACAUGUUCACAGACGUGGACCUGCUGAACGAGGUGCUGGAGGCGGCGGCACGCCGCGUCCCUGUCUACAUCCUGCUGGACGAGAUGAAUGCACAGCACUUCCUGGACAUGGCGGACAAGUGUCGCGUCAACCUGCACCAUGUGGAUUUCCUGCGCGUCCGCACCGUGGCAGGCCCCACCUACUACUGCCGCACGGGCAAGUCCUUCAAGGGCCACGUGAAGGAGAAGUUCCUGCUUGUGGACUGCGCAGUGGUGAUGAGCGGGAACUACAGCUUCAUGUGGUCCUUCGAGAAGAUCCACCGCAGCCUAGCACACGUGUUCCAGGGAGAACUGGUCUCCAGCUUCGACGAGGAGUUCCGCAUCCUCUUUGCGCAGUCCGAGCCGCUAGUGCCCUCGGCCGGGGCGCUGGCCCGCAUGGACGCCUACGCCCUGGCUCCCUACGCGGGCGCGGGACCCCUCGCGUGCGGCCCGGGGCCCGGGGUGCAGACCCCUUUCUCUUUCCCCAAGCGAGCGCACCUGCUGUUCCCGCCACCGCGAGAAGAGGGCCUGGGCUUCCCCUCGUUCCUCGACCCGGACCGCCACUUCCUGUCGGCCUUCCGCCGGGAGGAGCCGCCACGGGGGCUGGGGGGCGUCCUGGAGCCACACGCGGGGCUGCGGCCGCUGUCGCGGCGUCUGGACGCCGAGGCCGGGCCCAGCGGGGAGCUGGCGGGGCCGCGCGGCUUCUUCCAGGCGCGGCACCUGGAGAUGGACGCCUUCAAGCGGCACAGUUACGCGGCUGCGGACGGCGCGGGCGCCGUGGAGAACUUCGCGGCCGCGCGGCAGGUGUCGCGGCAGACGCUUCUCACCCACGGCGACGACUUCCGCUUCCAGACCAGCCACUUCCACCGCGACCAGCUGUACCAGCAGCACUACCAGUGGGACCCGCAGCUGGCGCCGGCGCGCCCGCAGGGCUUCUUCGAAAAGCUGCGCGCCGGCCGCCCCGGCUUCGCGGAGCCCGAGGACUCGGCGCUGGGCGGCGGGCCGCGCUUCCCCGAGCUCGGGCUCGACAGCCCCCUGCGUCUGGACUACGUGCCGUCUAGCGCGUCGCGCGAGGUGCGCCACGGCUCGGACCCCGCCUUCGAGCCGGGUCCCCGAGGCCUGGAGGCCGGCGGGGCCCCGCGCCCCAACCUGGGCCAGCGCUUUCCGUGCCAGGCGGCAACCAGGCUCGGCCUGGAGGCCGCACCCGAGCCAGAGGCGGAGCGGAGGGGCGGGCCCGAGGGGCGGGCCGGCCUGCGGCACUGGCGCCUGGCCUCCUACCUGAGCGGCCACCACGGCGAGGACCUGGGCGACGAGGGCCUGCCGGCGCCCAUGGAGGCCGAGGCCUAUGAAGAUGACGUGCUGGGCCCCGGGGGGCGGGCGGUGGCCGGGGACCUGCUCGCUCCGGCCUUCCGCAGCCCCGUGGCCUUCCCAGCCAAGGGCCUGGGGCCCGGCUCUGGCGGCGGCGACGGCUCGGAGCGCGAGGGCCCGGAGGAGCUGGGUCUGAUGCAGCAGGACUCGUUCCGCUCGCGCCUCAACCCGCUGAUGCAGCGCAGCUCGCGGUUACGAUCCUCCCUCAUCUUCAGCGCGUCGCAGGCCGAGGGCGGCGCCGGGGCCGCCGCCACCAGCGAGAAGGUGCAGGUGAUGCGCAGGGAGCAGACGGUCAACGAGACGCUGGGCCCCGGCGGCGAGGCCGUGCGCUCCACCGCCUCUGCCAAGGUGGCCGAGCUCCUGGAGAAGUACAGGGGCCCGGCCCGCGACCCCGGAGGCGGCGCCGUGACCGUUGCCAGCCACAAAAAGGCGGUCGUGUCGCAGGCGUGGAAGGAGGAGGUGGCAGCGCCGGGGGGCGCGGGGGUCGAGCGCCGCAGCUUGGAGAGCUGCCUGCUUGACCUGCGCGACUCUUUCGCGCAGCGGCUGCACCAGGAGGCUGAGCGGCAGCCGGGAGCCGCCACGCUCACGGCCGCGCAGGUGCUCGACACGCUGGGCCGGGGCGGCGUCGAUCGGCUGCCCUCCCGCUUCCUCUCAGCCCAGGGCCGCGCGGCCUCCCCGCAAGGGCGGGCCAGCCCCCCACCAGAGGGCCCUGGGGCACAUCCGGUGCCCCUCCUGGAGUCAAAGGGGAGCCCCACCUCGGCCUACCCAGAGCGCAAGGGCAGCCCCACGCCUGGGUUUCCCGUUCGGAGAGGAAGCCCGACACCCGGACUUAGCGAGCAGAAGGGAACCCUGGUCUUGACCUACCCAGAGCGCAAGGAGAGUCCCACGUCCGCCCACCCGGAGCGCAGGGGCAGCCCGGUGCCCCCCGUGCCCGAGCGCAGGGGCAGCCCGGUGCCCCCCGUGCCCGAGCGCAGGGGCAGCCCGGUGCCCCCUGUGCCCGAGCGCAGGGGCAGCCUCACCCUUGCCCCGGCCGCGGAGUCUUCGAAGGCCGGGCCCGCGGAGGAGCCGGCGGGUGGCCCCAUGGAGGUCCUGCGGAAGGGCUCCCUGCGCCUGAGGCAGCUUCUGAGCCCCAAGGGCGAGCGGCGGCCAGACGAGGAGGGCGGCUUCCCCGCGCCACAGGAGAACGGGCAGCCCGAGAGCCCCCGGAGGCUGUCGCUGGGUCGGGGCGACAGCGCCGACGGCGCCGCGGAAGAACGGGGCCCGCGAGGGGCGCGCGUGGCCUCCGCCACCGCCAAUGCCUUGUACAGCAGCAAUCUGCGCGACGACACCAAGGCCAUUCUGGAGCAGAUCAGCGCCCACGGCCAGAAGCACCGUGGGGCCCCCGCGUCGGGCACCACCCCGGCCCACAGCAGCCCGGAGCUCGGCCACCCACCCGCCGGCGGCGGCCUGGCCCCCGACAUGUCCGACAAGGACAAGUGUUCCGCCAUCUUCCGCUCGGACAGCUUCGGGGCCCAAGGCCGGCUGAGCCGCACGCUGCCUGCCAGCGCGGAGGAGCGCGACCGGCUGCUGAAGCGCAUGGAGAGCAUGCGCAAAGAGAAGCGCGUGUACAGCCGCUUCGAGGUCUUCUGCAAAAAGGAGGAGGCCGGCGGCGCGGGAGAGGGCCCGGCCGAGGAGGACGCCAGGGACAGCAAGGUGGGCAAGUUCAUGCCCAAGAUCCUGGGCACGUUCAAGGCCAAGAAGUGA
Orycteropus afer afer is the source of this 3631-nucleotide messenger RNA. It is a transcript of the gene SACK1H, whose product is annotated as family with sequence similarity 83 member H. Lineage: Eukaryota; Metazoa; Chordata; Mammalia; Tubulidentata; Orycteropodidae. Gene Ontology annotation, cellular component: keratin filament. Gene Ontology annotation, molecular function: keratin filament binding. The record is from RefSeq and is a predicted model, not a curated record. Gene Ontology annotation, biological process: positive regulation of cell migration; protein localization to cytoskeleton; intermediate filament cytoskeleton organization.